AUAACUCUACGUCUAAGAUGAAAUGACUAAGAUUUCUCAUUCUCUCUUCUUCCCUCGUCAGUGAGCAAACUAAAGAGUAGAGAAAGAGGUCAAAUUUGAAAUAUUUCUUUUUGGUUCCCAUAAAUAAAUCAAUUUAGUGAUUGACAAUAUUGUGAAUAGAAUUAGGGAUUGAAAUUCAGUUACCUGAAAAGGUGAAGCAGCUCAGAUAAAUUUGUGCUGUUACUGAUAUACUGGAACCCAAUGGCGGACGAAGAUUUACCACCUCCAGUGAGGUUGAUGAAUUUUGUCUCUGAAGAACAGUUGGCAGAACUGAAGAACACUCGUGGUGCUCGGGUUGAAGACGGAACUGCUCAGAGAGAUCGCCCUCUUUAUGAGAUCUUGAGGGAGAACAAGGACAAGAAAGAUGCUGAAUUUAACGAACGAUUUAAACACCGUCCACCCAAAGCCUUGGAUGAGGACGAGACCGAGUUUCUUGAGAAGCUUGAUACGUCAAGGAGAGAAUAUGAGAAGCAAGUGGCGGAUGAAGAAGCUGAGCAGCUGCGAAGUUUUCAAGCUGCUGUUGCUGCAAAGUCUACCAUUGUACAGGAAAUCAAGGAGAUGCCUCCAGUUCCUAAAGUCCAGGAGCAGACAUUAAUUGGGAGGAAGAAUCCUCCAGCUAAUCCAUUGGGAAUGAUUGUCAAAGUCAAGCCACAAGCAAAGAAAGCUAAGAUGGAUGUGGUAACUUCCGAUACUUCUUUGACAGCUACAAAAACAUCCAAUGAUGAUAAGAAACAGCCUUCAUUAGAUGUUGAUACCGUAUCCAAAUCUGGAACAGAAGAAUCCCAAAGAUAUGUGAAAGGACCUAUAGCCAAUGCUGACAACCAUGAACCAGUUACCCUAGGUAGUUUAGUUUCAUAUAGUGAUGAAAGUGAUGAUGAUUGACUGUGGCAUGUUGAUAUAUCAAUGAGAAUUUGCCUUGGUUUAACUACGUGCAGACAGGAGCUAAAACCAAACAAACUCACUGUCACAUCCUUUUUUCACGUGUUCUACCAUAUAGAUCCGAAUGAUCACCAACUCUUUUCUUCAAGUACGUACAAUAUUAAAUUUCUGUUAAAGAUACCCAUGAUUUUUGUAGUAUGGUUUAAACAGUGUAGUCAUCGUGGGGUAGGUUUUUGCUUUUUUGGAGUAAGGAUGAAGCCACCGAGGAUUUUGUACACUUCUUAGAACAUAUAACAAUUGAAGUACCGUUGUUAUCAAGAAAUUUGGGUUGUCGUGAUUGUA
Lycium barbarum (goji berry) is the source of this 1260-nucleotide messenger RNA. RefSeq lists its product as uncharacterized. Gene Ontology annotation, cellular component: nucleus. Bases 241 to 921 code for a protein of 226 amino acids. The record is from RefSeq and is a predicted model, not a curated record. NCBI's taxonomy places the organism in Eukaryota, Viridiplantae, Streptophyta, Magnoliopsida, Solanales, Solanaceae. The transcript has 7 exons.